AGUCAUGUUAAACAAUGUGGUUGAAGACGAACACACUUCCUUCCCAGCAGUCACACUGAAGUAAAGCUUGAGUGAUUCUCUCUGCAGUCAUGUCUGAAGUCUGGCUGAGGAUCAUCGCCGUUGUUUCUGUCUGCUGUUCUGCUCUGAGCCAAGCAGAGGACAGAGGAGUGGUGUGGAGAGACGUUGGAGAAUCCGUCACCAUCCAGUGCAGAACUCCUGCAGACCAGGAGUACCUGUACCUGAGGAUGGGCCUCAGCGAAGACACCGAUGUUUUCUUCACGGAGAAGGCCUCAGGAAAAAUCACCAUUUCCAAACAAUACCAAUACAGACUUCAGUCUGACGGAAAGUUCCCCAACGUGGAUAUUCUCAUCAAGAACCUGACGGCCAACGACACGGGGCCCUACUGGUGCAUGUACAAAGUGUUCGACAGGAAGAUCCAUAAACCCGUAUCCACCAAAGGCAGCGGCUCGGUGCUCCUGGUCGUGACACGUGACAAACAUGCAGCCAGAGCCACAUCCACAGCUCCACCCUGCGAUGCGUCUCAUCAGGACCUGGUGAUGGUUUCAGUCGUGAUCUCAGCUGCUGUGCUGCUCUGCAUCCUCAUGGCCUUCCUCAUCAUGAUCAUCCUCAAGAACCGAAGGCUGCAGGGCACCGACAGAGGGCCGGUCAGUCCAGACAUGACCAAGUCUCUGCGAGCCUCAGUAGCACCGAGACGUCUCCCCACCAACGACGUCUACGAGGACAUGAGAGGAACGUUCAGACGCUGAAGGAAACUCAGAGACGAGGAACGAGUUCAUCUGAAGCCACGCAGCAGUUCAGCCAGCUUCCUGUGACGGUUCAGAUCAGCCUGAAGCAAACAAAACAAAACAACACAACAACGUCAUAAACAAAUGGUUUGGUGCAAUGAGACGAGACACAGCGGCUCCAUCUGGAACAGUGUGACAGGAUGUCUUAUACUGACUAGCUUUAAUGCCUGUAAAUUCUUCUUUAAUUUCUUAGAAUUUUGUACAACGUUUCAUACAAACAAGGUUAUGAAACAGAGUAAAAGUCCUCAGACAGAGGAGGAGACACAAUGUUCCUCAUUUUAGUUGUUUUUCACCUCUUUUGUGUCACUUUUGAAACAUUUAUGCCUCAUUUUUGUAUUUUUUUUUCUUCUUUUGUGGCACACUUCAGGCAGUUUUACCUACUUUUGGUAGUUUUUCACCUCUUUUCUGUAACUUGUGAGACAUUUUCACCUCAUUUUGCUUGUUUUUCACCACUUUUAUGUCAAUUUUGAAACAUUUUUGCCUGAUUUUGGUUGUUUUUCACAUCUUUGCUGACACUUUUCAGAUAUUUUUGCCUCACUUUGGUUGUCUCUCCAUAUAUGAGAUUUAUUGCAUAAAUGUCAAAGGCACUGUAAGUUACCAUACUAUGUAUUGUAAUGAUAAUAUCAACUGUAAUCUAUGUACAGAAAUGAUUCAUUAAAUUUGUGGAAUUUGUA
Messenger RNA from Amphiprion ocellaris (clown anemonefish), 1480 nucleotides. Its product is annotated as immunoglobulin V-set domain-containing protein. The transcript is spliced from 5 exons. Gene Ontology annotation, molecular function: signaling receptor activity. Bases 90 to 767 code for a protein of 225 amino acids. Gene Ontology annotation, cellular component: membrane. The record is from RefSeq and is a predicted model, not a curated record. Lineage: Eukaryota; Metazoa; Chordata; Actinopteri; Pomacentridae. Gene Ontology annotation, biological process: adaptive immune response.